UUCGGAGAAACGAAAACGUCGAUCGUCACAACCUUCCUCCUCCUGCUCUUCCUCUUUCUCUAAUCGGCAAAAUUUUCUGCUCCUGAGAAACAAACAGAUACUAAAGAUGGAAUCUUUGAACUAACUUCGAAACCUUUUAAUGGGUACUGAGUCGGGUUCGGAUCCGGAAUCGAGUUCAAACGGUUGGAGCCGUGCUCGUGGUCUAGUGGUCAAGACUCUGGUUUUAAUUGGCGGUGCUCUUCUCAUCAAGCGUCUCACUAAAUCCACCACUCGUAGAGAUCACGCUCGUGUCGUCUCUCGUUCUCUCACCGGAGAGAAGUUUACAAGGGAGCAAGCGUCAAGAGAUCCUGAGAAUUACUUCAACAUAAGAAUGCUGAGUUGUCCUGCUGCUGAAAUGGUGGAUGGUUCAGAGGUUUUGUAUCUCGAACAGGCAUUUUGGAGGACUCCACAGAAACCGUUUCGACAAAGAUUAUAUAUGGUUAAACCGUGUCCGAAAGAGCUAAAAUGUGAUGUCGAGGUAAGUUCAUAUGCGAUCAGAGAUGCUGAGGAAUACAAAAACUUUUGUGACCGACCUAAGGACCAACGCCCACUUCCUGAAGAAGUUAUUGGUGAUAUUGGGGAGCAUUUGACAACUAUACACCUCAAUUGUUGUGACCGUGGGAAACGAUGCUUGUACGAAGGCUCAACUUCACCUGGUGGAUUUCCAAAUUCAUGGAACGGGGCUAGCUAUUGUACUUCAGAUCUUGCAGUUCUUAAAAACAAUGAGAUACACCUCUGGGAUCGCGGCUUUGAUGAGAAUCGAAACCAGGUUUGGGGACCAAAGGAAGGACCGUACGAGUUCAAGCCAGCGACAUCAUCCAGCAUCAACGAAAACUUGUCUGCUUUGAACAUCCUUUAUCAAUCUUCAAUUGAUAAACCAAUCCAAGGGUCCCUCAUCUUGCAAGAUUAGCCAAUUUUCACUCCUUUUCUAUUGUCUAAUCUCCUCUGUAUCACACUUAGCCUCUUUAUUCAUCUCAUCUCAGCCACUUUCAAUAUAGUUUUGGUACAUAGAAAGCUCAAUACUUUACUUCAUUACAGUGGUUAACAAGUCGAAGAUGAAUGUUUAUACAAAACAAAAAUAUGAUUUCAAAA
Arabidopsis lyrata subsp. lyrata is the source of this 1131-nucleotide messenger RNA. Its product is annotated as chromophore lyase CRL, chloroplastic. Gene Ontology annotation, biological process: protein-phycocyanobilin linkage. The record is from RefSeq and is a predicted model, not a curated record. Bases 140 to 949 code for a protein of 269 amino acids. The transcript is spliced from 9 exons. Lineage: Eukaryota; Viridiplantae; Streptophyta; Magnoliopsida; Brassicales; Brassicaceae. Gene Ontology annotation, molecular function: lyase activity.